ACUAUUUUUGGCGAAUCACAAUCAGUUGACUCUUGGGUCCAAAGUUCAGCCUCUUCAACCAGGCACUUUAUGAAAGGAAAGAAACAGCAAAAGUUUUAAAAUGGCUGUCGUUCUGAGAACAACCCUGGUGAGGCACUUAACCAAGAAAACACUUUUUGCACAAAGAUGGGUACCUCAGGCGCGAACAGCAGCAGCAGCAGCAAUAGCAAGUACAGGCAGCUAUGAAUCUGUAUUGACAUCCCAUUCAAAAAUUUUAGACAAAAAAAUGAUGUCAACCAAGGCAGUCCUUGAUCCUGCAAAGCUUCGUGACACUUGGGAAAAGCCAUCAUUUGACAUAGACAAAAUGACUUCCCUCUUGGACCACGACAACCACGAUAUGAGGAAGAAAUUCCGCGAGUACCUUUGCAAUGAUCCAGAUAUCAUCCCAAGGUACAAUAUUCCCUUGCACGAAGAAAGAGAACAAGCCCUGAAGAAGCUGAAGAGGAUUUGUGAUCUAGGCUUUAUUUCAGUGCUGGACUUUGUAAACAACCCCUUGCGUAUCUUUGCAGCACAUGAACUUGCUUCCAUUAUCGAUCCUGCCACUACCACCAAGAUGACAGUUCAGUUCAAUCUGUUUGGAGGCACAGUCCUGAAAUUGGGAACAGAAAGACAUCAUGAAAAACUUGUUAAAGGUAUUGACACACUGGAUGAUGUUGGAUGCUUUGGACUGACAGAACUUGGCUAUGGCAACAAUGCUGUGGAGAUGGAAACCACUGCCACAUAUGACAAGAGCACUCAAGAAUUCAUCAUCAACACCCCAACACCUCUAGCUCAGAAGUACUGGAUCACCAAUGGCGCUGUUCAUGCCAAGCACUGCGUGGUGUUUGCGCAAUUGAUAGUGGAAGGUGUGAACCAUGGGAUACACGGCAUCUUGGUGGACAUCCGUGACAAAAAUUUAAACACUAUGCCCAACGUAUUGGUAGAGGACAUGGGGUACAAGAUGGGGCUGAAUGGAGUGGACAAUGCCAAGCUGACUUUCAAUAAUGUGCGAGUCCCCAGGGUAAAUCUGCUGAACAAGUAUUCUGAUGUGAGUGAGGUUGGUACUUUUACAACCUCCAUCAAGAGUAACAGGGCCAGGUUCCUGACUGUGGCAGACCAGCUGUUGUCAGGACGUAUCUGUAUUGCUAGCAUGAGUGAGGGGGCAGCCAAGGCUGCCUUAGCCAUAGCACUCCGCUAUGCUGCCUCUCGACUGGCAGUGGGACCCAAGGGGAAAUCUGAUACUUCAAUCCUACAAUAUCAACUCCAGCAAAAAGCACUUCUUCCUCUGCUGGCUCGCACCUAUGCCAUCAACUUUGGAUUGGACUAUGUGAAAGAUCGCUGGGCAUUCCAAAACCCAGAUGGCUCAGAGCAUGCAGAUGUGGUCAUUAUGUGCUGUGCAAUUAAACCACUGGCAUCUUGGAACCUGGAAGAAGUGGUAUCUGUAAGCAGGGAGCGUUGUGGUGGUCAAGGGUAUUUGUCGUGCAAUCGUUUUGGCACUUUCCUAGGCCUGGCCCACGCUGCCAUGACAGCAGAAGGGGACAACAGCGUGCUGAUGCAGAAGGUUGCCAAAGAAGCAUUGGCCAAGUUUAAACCAGCUAAAUUGUCUCCACCAGGCUCAGAAGACCUCUCCAAUACUGAUUACUUGCACUACUUAAUGCAGAAGAGAGAAAAUACAAUGUUCAUGACUCUAGGAUUGAAAAUGCAGCAAGCUGGAAAAGAGGGCAUAUUUGAUUCCUGGAUGUAUGACUGCAGUGACCUGAUCCAAGGAGCAGCUCGGGCUUAUGGAGAGCGCCUCAUCAGUGAAAGAUUUGCUGCAACCAUCAACGAGUCUGAUUCCUCCCUCAAACCUGUCCUCUCCAAGCUCUAUCACCUCUACCUAAUAGACAUAGUAGAGAGGAACCUUGGGUGGUUUAUAACAUCUGACACACUCCCUGUAGCCAUGGCCAAGGAAGUGAAUGCGGUCUCAGCAGACCUGUGCAAGCAGCUUUCCCCACAGUCCCUAGCCUUGUGUGAUGCCUUUGCCAUUCCAGAUCCCAUGCUGUCUGCACCUAUUGCUUUGGACUGGGUCAAAUACAAUGAGGUGGACAAUCAAGGGGAGGUGGUUUGAGGAUAAAUAAUAAGAUGCUUAAAGCAGAUAUAAGAAAAGGCAUGACUAAUAGAUGGUCCAGUUUGAUGAAUGGUUCUGUAGAGAAAGACAAAGAA
Molecule: messenger RNA, 2220 nt
Organism: Lingula anatina
Lineage: Eukaryota; Metazoa; Brachiopoda; Lingulata; Lingulida; Lingulidae
Biological process (GO): fatty acid beta-oxidation using acyl-CoA oxidase; lipid homeostasis
Cellular component (GO): peroxisome
Molecular function (GO): fatty acid binding; FAD binding; acyl-CoA oxidase activity
Source: RefSeq, a predicted model, not a curated record